Molecule: messenger RNA, 435 nt
Organism: Pelobates cultripes (western spadefoot toad)
Lineage: Eukaryota; Metazoa; Chordata; Amphibia; Anura; Pelobatidae
Source: the annotation of a GenBank genome assembly
AUGGGACUGUUAUCUGAAGCUCUAAAAAGAGAUGACAUCACACUUCCACGAGCCUAUCAGCUGAUUAAUCGUUCAGUUUGUGCAGUUGAAAAAAUGAAAGACAUGUCUGGCAAAUAUCUGAAGGAAGUCAUGGAAUCACUGGAGAAAGGGAAUUUCAAAGGUGUGACCAUCAAUCCAGAACGUUCAAAAGGCCAAGUGAGGAUUAAUCUCCCUCAAUUUUAUCAAUGUUUGGUGGAUAAUUUACGCUCUAGACUCUUUGCUUUAACUGCGAGCAACAGACUUGCAGCUUCAUCACAGUCAUGUGAAUUUGAAACUCUUGUCUCUGAAACUGACAUCCUGAAUUCACAACGCUGGCCAAUCAAUGGGGACAGUCCAUGGUUUGAAGGUGAAGUGAAACUGGAGCAGCUGUGCAAAACGAACAGGGAUGUCAAUUAG